This is a messenger RNA of Carcharodon carcharias (great white shark), 4089 nucleotides long. It is a transcript of the gene fastk, whose product is annotated as Fas-activated serine/threonine kinase. Bases 156 to 2804 code for a protein of 882 amino acids. Gene Ontology annotation, cellular component: ribonucleoprotein granule; mitochondrial matrix. The transcript is spliced from 10 exons. Lineage: Eukaryota; Metazoa; Chordata; Chondrichthyes; Lamniformes; Lamnidae. Gene Ontology annotation, molecular function: RNA binding. Gene Ontology annotation, biological process: regulation of mitochondrial mRNA stability; mitochondrial RNA processing. The record is from RefSeq and is a predicted model, not a curated record.
CCCCGGGAGCCGGGAGCGCGCGGUCCCGGGAGCUGGUGGAAGCGCCGCCGGCCGCAGGAACAGGAGGAGCCGCGGCUUCAGGCCGGGCCCAGCGGGGCCUCCCGGACAAUGUUUCUGCUGUUCUCCACACUCCCUCCAGGUGAGCAAUACCUAAGAUGCAAAGGUUGCCUCUGCUCUGCUUCAGUUCUCUGCUGCCGAGGAGUGAGAGCGUUCUGCUGACUCGUCUCAGCCUGAACUGCAUUCUCCGCUUCCUCCACCAGACCUGCCACCCAGCUGCUGCCUGCCUAUCGAGGAGCCCGGGUGCCAUGUACACGGCUCGCUACCACGCCUGCAAGCCGCACAUCUGGGCCGCAUAUCCGGAGCACUUCCCUCACCUGUACCAGGGGAGACAGAAUGGGCAUAAGCCUCAUCAUCAUCACCACCACCACCACCACCACCACCAUCACCAUCGCACCAAGAAGAAGACCUGGAACUUCAUCCAUGAAAAGAUGAGCUAUGACACUUUCUUCACCAUGAAGAGGCUGAUUGACCGUUCGAGGACCGUGGGGGAGGUGUUGCGCUGGGUGACACAGAAUCCUGGCAAAAUCUCCUACAAUCAUUACCCCAUUGCCUUGCAGAAAAUUGGCCAGAUCCUGCAGCAGCUGCCAGCAGGAAACACUGGGGAGACGUACCACAGCCAGAUGUUGGAGCUAGAAGAUUUCCAGACGCUUUGCGACUCUAUUGUGAGCGACUGCUCCAAGUUCGACAACUUCAGCAUCGUGAAUUGUCUGUACGCUGUCGCCGCCUUGGGUCUUCCCAGUGAUUCCAAGAUUGUUCAGGUCCUGGAGGAGGAAUCCCGAAUCCGCCUCUCUCAGUUCAAUCAGAAAGAUAUCUCCAUGGUUUUCAGCAGCAUCAUGAAGCUACAUCCAUCCACCGAGCACCCAUUGGUCGAAAGCUGUCUCGCUGGCCUCGAGAAGAACAUUGAGAAGGAGCGUCAUCCCCAGACUCUCUUCCUUUUGCUGUCCUACUAUAAACUGAAGGCACAAGCACUGCAAUCUGACAAUUACAGCAGUGACCAGCUUCUCAACAACCGGAAGAUCCUGCGAUUAGUGAAGCACACACUGGGGCACGUCUCCAAUGUGAGGGACCAUGAGAUGACUCUGCUGGAUGAGAUGUUGGCCACGUGUUGCCGGGAGACCAGUAAUAAGUCCCUGGAGCUGAUCUUCAGCUCUCAACUCUUCUAUGAGAACAGGCAGGAAAAGUUCAUCAGCAGCUUGGCAGAGGAACUCCCAAAGAAAGUGGACAGCAUCACCCCCUACACCAUGGCACUCAUUGCAAAGUAUAUUGCUCGUCAUCGACUGCGUGAGACCAAGCUUCUGGACACAAUUGCAGAGUUCCUCAUCAAAAAGGGUGAAUACUUGGACAGUAAGGUAAUUCAGAAGCUCGUCUUCCCCUUCAGUCGCAUGAACUACAAACCUUCCAACGAAGCCAAGUUCUUUGAAAAGCUGGAAUCAGUCCUGGAGAUCAAAGCCAUGAACUCACCCCUGGCCACGGUCAAUAUCUUCAUGUCCAUGUUCCAACUGGGACACUUCCCAGGGGCUAUACUCGACCGAGUCUUCUCCACCGCUUUCAUCAACAAUGUGAUGAACAGUCCAUAUGGGUUGAUUGUUCGCCGAUACCUGUCAUUACUUGAUGCUGCAGUUGAGCUGGAACACCAUGACUACAAGGGUCCUCGGCUGGAGGACAGGUAUAAAGUGAUGAUGUUUGACCGUGUGCUGACUGCAGAUGAAGUCAACAGGAAGUACAGUUACAAAGGGCUGGUGGCUGAAGCUUUGAGACAGCUGAUUGGGGAUCAAUGUUACAAGCAGGAUGAGAUCCUUCCCCCAGGGUAUUACACAGAUUUCUUACUGUGGAUAAAUGGUUCUGGCACUGUUCUUCAUAUUAACGGGACCAUUCACAGUGCUGGCACUCCUCUGUGCCCCUCUGGCUCCAAUUCAAAACCCACAGAGAACUCUGCUUCCCUCCAUGUCCAACCUGACAUCCCCUCCCUCACCUCCGAUUUCCAGAAAUUCUCACCCUUUGGGCUUGACGAGGUGGCAGUGAAAGAGAAGAGAGACGGCGAUCUCACGGCUGAUGUGGAUUACCUCUCACGCAUCCAGCCCCCAGGCAGCAGUGGGCGAUCUAGCACAGCCUCUAUCUUGACCAGUUCAACCAUGGAGUACAACACUUAUUAUCCUCCUUCGAACUACUACGCCAGCCUCACCAAGGAGCAGUCGCUGGAGAGUCAGGAGAGCUCCACGCUUAGCAGUCCAUCUGACUGUUUGAACCAGGUCCCCAACAACACGAGCUGCUCACCGGUCAUGGGCUCCAGUUCCCUCUUUCAGUUCCCCAUCGGAAAGAUCCUAGACGAGGAAACAGAGGCAGCCCCCCAGAACCAAGACCACAACCUCUUCAGACCUGAACAAUCUGCUGCGGGUUUUUAUGACAGCCCCCACUACACUGAGACCCAGGGCAGCGUUGGGCAUGUGGACAUGGUCACCCCGGUGCCACCACCUCUGCAGAUCUCCAACCGAUCGUCGCUGAGCGAGAAAGAGAGACACCCGGACACAGAGCAAGUGAACAGGAUUGUGAUGUCAGUGAAUGACAAAUGGCAUUACUGCCACAACUCGGACGUGUUGGUGGGGUCUCGAGCGAUGCGGGAUCGACACCUGCGACUACUAGGAUACACCAUUCUGCAGCUGCCUUACCACGAGCUGGAAAAGCUAAACGGGAUCGAGGAAGUUAAACAUUAUUUACGGAAAAGACUCCUGGAUGUGCAGUUAUGACAAUGAAAGACUAGCCUUUUUUUUUUGUACCCUGCUCCUGUUUGUAUUUUGGAGAAAGUGAUGUCACCUCCUGCUCGGCAGUCCGAACUCCUGGAGAUUGUAGCACUGAUACUGAUCGAAAUCCUGGGGCUACUCAAUCUUUUUAUUUCUCCUCUUUUUCAGAGUGGGGCGAGAAUCUUUCCUGCUUUUUUUUUGCUUUUGCGUGUUCCACAUGCUAACUACUGCCAGAUGUUUUGUACCAUCCUUGGAGAUGACAGGCUUUUAAACAAAGAAUCUUGGAGUGUGAGUGAAGUUUUUGUUAGUUGAGAAUUUGUGGAGGUUUCAUGAAAGAGGUUUUUUUUUAAAUUGAGUGUUCACUGGCCCUCUCCUGGCUUGUGACUGUCUUCCAUCCUAUUGUUACCUGUCAUCGCCUUGCAACCUUUUUCAAUAGCAAGAGAGAUGUUGUACAGUUCAGACAGUGGAAAUCAGGUCCCAAGUGGCUCCAACAUGGAGUUGCCUCCCAUCUUCAAUCCCAGUCCCCUGACUGAGGAGGAGGGGAAGGCUGGUAAACCUUGGGGUAAGAUCCCAAAUUCUGCAAUGUGCUGAAUUACUCCAACACCCUCUCGUUGGCACACUGCCUGAUGGGGAUCUUUCUGAACCAGUUGUGUGAACCCUGUGAGCCGUUGUAAGAACAGUGACAGAACUUGAAGGUGGUUCUCUUCCGAUCAGCAUCUGCUGGCCACGUUCUUCUGGGUGGUAGAGGUCGCAGGUGUGGCAGGUGCUGUCAAAACAGCCAUGGUGAGCGGCAGCAGUGUUUCUUGUAGAUGGUACACACUGCUGUCACUGUGGGUCGGAGAUGGAUGGGGUGCCAGUGGAGUAGGCUAGUUUGUCCUGGGCUGUGUCGAACCUUUUGAGUGUUGUUGGAGCUGCACUCGCCCAGGCAAUUUGUGGAGGCAUUAACCUGGAGCACAAAAUACUGUGUUUCACUUUUUAUUAUGAGCCUGUUCUUUAUUCCACUUCAACCAACACCAGAUCCUUUAACUACAGAUGAGGUCAAUUUCAUUUGAUUGUUGGAGAACUUGGACUGAAAUCAGGGAGCAUUUUUCAUAUCCUGGUCUCCUCAGUGUGGGAAUGCUGGCCAGGGUGGAUAUUGGUGGAGAUGGUGUUUGUUAGGGCAGAGGGUGUUGGCAAGGGUGGUUGCUAGGAGAGAGAGGAUCAGUGGUGUGGUUGCUAGGAGAGAGGGUGUUGGCGGAGGUGGUUGCUAGGAGAGAGGGUGUUGGCGGAGGUGGUUGCUAGGGGAGAGGGU